Sciurus carolinensis (gray squirrel) is the source of this 2604-nucleotide messenger RNA. Its product is annotated as kinesin-like protein KIF23. Gene Ontology annotation, cellular component: microtubule; kinesin complex; nucleus. Lineage: Eukaryota; Metazoa; Chordata; Mammalia; Rodentia; Sciuridae. The record is from RefSeq and is a predicted model, not a curated record. Gene Ontology annotation, biological process: microtubule-based movement. Gene Ontology annotation, molecular function: ATP hydrolysis activity; ATP binding; microtubule motor activity.
AUGAAGCCAGCGAGAGCUAAGACGCCCAAGAAACCUCUGGUGAAAAAAGGAUCCCAAGCAAACCUUAAAGACCCAGCUGGGGUAUACUGUAGGGUGCGCCCACUGAGCUUUCCUGAUCAAGAGUGCUGCAUAGAAGUGAUCAACAAUACAACUGUGCAGCUUCAUACUCCUGAGGGUUACAGACUUAACAGAAAUGGAGACUAUAAGGAGACUCAGUAUUCAUUUGAACAAGUACUUGGCACUCACACCACGCAAAAGGAGCUUUUCGAUGUUGUGGCUAAUUCCUUGGUAGAUGACCUCAUUCAUGGCAAAAAUGGUCUUCUUUUUACAUACGGUGUGACGGGAAGAGGAAAAACUCACACAAUGACUGGUUCCACAGGGGAAGAAGGGCUGCUUCCUCGGUGUUUGGACAUGAUCUUUAACAGUAUAGGGUUAUUUCAAGUCAAACGAUACAUUUUUAAAUCUAAUGAUAGGAAUAGUAUGGAUAUACAGUGUGAGGUUGAUACCUUAUUAGAACGUCAGAAAAGAGAAGCCAUGCCCAAUCCAAACACUCCCUCUAGCAAACGACAAAUAGAUCCAGAGUUUGCAGAUAUGAUAAAUGUCCAAGAAUUUUGCAAAGCAGGAGAAGUUGAUGAAGAUAGCAUCUGUGGUGUAUUUGCCUCCUAUAUUGAAAUAUAUAAUAAUUAUAUAUAUGAUCUGUUGGAAGAGGUGCCAUUUGAUCCCAUCAAACCCAAACUUCCACAAUCUAAAAUGCUUCAAGAAGAUAAGAACCAUAACAUGUAUGUUGCAGGAUGUACAGAAGUAGAAGUGAAAUCUACUGAGGAGGCCUUUGAAGUUUUUUGGAGAGGACAGAAAAAGAGACGUAUUGCUAAUACCCAUUUGAAUCGGAAAUCCAGCUGUUCCCAGAGUGUGUUCAACAUUAAAUUAGUUCAGGCUCCCUUGGAUGCAGAUGGACACAAUGUCUUACAGGAAAAAGAACAAAUUAUUAUAAGCCGGUUGUCCUUGGUAGAUCUUGCUGGGAGUUAAAGGACUAACCGAACUAAAGCAGAAGGGAACAGAUUACGGGAAGCUGGUAACAUUAAUCAGUCACUGAUGACACUAAGAACAUGUAUGGAAGUUCUGAGAAAGAACCAAAUGUAUGGAACUAACAAGAUGGUUCCAUAUGGAGAUUCGAAGUUAACCCAUCUGUUCAAGAACUAUUUUGAUGGGGAAGGAAAAGUGCAUAUGAUUGUGUGUGUGAAUCCAAAGGCUGAAGACUAUGAAGAAAGCUUGCAAGUCAUGAGAUUUGCAGAAGUGACCCAAGAAGUUGAAGUAGCUAGACCUGUAGACAAGGUGAUAUGUGGCUUAACCCCUGGGAGGCGAUAUAGAAACAAGCUCGAGGGCCCAGUUGGAGAUGAACCAUUGGUUGCCGAAGUGGUUUUACAUUUCCCUCCUUUGCCGUCAUGUGAAAUUUUGCAUAUCAAUGAUGAGCAGACCCUUCCAAGGCUGAUAGAAGCCUUGGAGAAGCGGCAUCACCUACGACAAAUGAUGCUUGAUGCUAAUACUUUUAAAACUUUGUUGCAAGAAUUUGACAAUGCCGUUUUAAAUAAAGAAAACUACAUUCAAGGAAAACUAAAUGAAAAAGAAAAAGUGAUCUCAGGACAGAAAUUGGAAAUAGAAUGACUGGAAAAGAAAAACAAAACUUUGGAAUAUAAGAUUGAGAUUUUAGAGAAAACAACUACUAUCUAUGAAGAAGAUAAACGCAAUCUCCAACAGGAACUUGAAACCCAGAAUCAGAAACUUCAGAGACAGUUUUCUGACAAAUGCAGAUUAGAAGCCAGGUUGCAAGGCAUGGUGACAGAAACAACAAUGAAGUGGCAAAAAGAAUGCGAGCGUCGAGUGGCAGCCACCCAGCUGGAGAUGCAGAAUAAACUCUGGGUUAAAGAUGAAAAACUGAAACAGCUGAAGGCUACUGUUACUGAACCCAAAACUGAAAAGCCGGAGAGACCCUCUCGGGAGCGGGAUCGAGAGAAAGUUACUCAAAGAUCUGUUUCUCCAUCACCAGUGCCUCUUUCUAGUAACUAUAUUGCUCAGAUUUCCAACGGCCAGCAACUCAUGAGCCAGCCACAGCUACAUAGGUGUUCUAACUCUUGCAGCAGCAUUUCUGUAGCUUCCUGUAUUUUGGAAUGGGAGCAGAAAAUUCCUCCGUACAACACACCUGUCAAUGUCACCUCUCUUGCAAGGCGAUGUACUGGACUGAAGGCAGGGAGGUGGGUUCCUACAUUCAGAAAUGAGGUAGAAGUAGAAGAGGAUCAUGGCUGCAGGGGUGAUGUUUAUAAAACAAGGGGUGGUGGACAAUCUGUUCAGUUUAUUGAUAUUGAGACCUUAAAACAAGAAUCACCAAGUGGUCAAAAACGAAGAUCGUCCACAGUAGCACCUGCCCAACCAUAUGGUACAGAGUCUGAAUGGACCGAUGUAGAAACAAGGUGUUCCAUGGCUGUGGAGAUGAGAGCAGGAUCUCAGCUGGGACCUGGAUAUCAGCACCACACGCAGCCCAAGCGCAAGAAGCCAUGAACUGACAGCCCCAGUACUGAAAGAAUAUUGUGAUUUGUGUUGGUAAUUUCU